GGUGAAACUGCAGAUAUGUGGAAUAUGUGGCAUUUAGUCUGGAAGCGUCUGGAUUGAAGGUUACAGCAGAUUUCAGCACAAGGACUGCUCCUCUAUCGGGCAUUCAUAGACAUAGAAACAAUGCCAAACUGGGGAGGAGGAAACAAGUGCUCAGCGUGCAGCGGGACGGUGUACCAUGCAGAGGAGGUGCAGUGUGACGGGAAGAGUUUCCACAAAUGCUGUUUCCUCUGCAUGGUCUGCAGGAAGGGUUUAGACAGCACCACAGUGGCCAUCCACGACCAGGAGAUCUACUGCAAGUCAUGCUACGGGAAGAAAUACGGACCUAAAGGCUAUGGCUACGGGCAGGGAGCGGGGACGCUAAACAUGGACCGCGGCGAGCGGCUGGGAAUCAAACCAGAGGAGACUCACACCCACAGACCUACAACCAACCCAAACCCGUCCAAAUUCGCCCAGAAGUUUGGAGGCUCCGACAAGUGUGCGAGAUGCGGAGACUCCGUCUACGCGGCGGAGAAGAUCAUGGGAGCAGGCAAGCCGUGGCACAAGAACUGUUUCCGCUGCGCAAAAUGUGGUAAAAGCCUGGAGUCGACGACUCAGACGGAGAAGGACGGCGAAAUUUACUGCAAAGCUUGUUACGCCAAGAACUUUGGGCCUAAAGGCUUCGGUUACGGCCAGGGAGCCGGCGCUCUGGUCCACGCUCAGUGAUGAUCCAUCUCCUGCUGGAAGAUUUCUGCCUGCGCCUCCGUUCAGAAAGUGGGCUUAACUUAUUUGUAAUACAGGUUUCAGAACAGCUGAUAAGUCGCACAAUUGCAGAGAGUUCAUUUCAUUUGUACCUUUACUUGUGACAGUUUAAAGACAAUAAAAGCUGAUAAAAAAAUCUAAAUAUAUUAAAAACUAGAAAGUAGAAAGAUUUACUAAUUUCAUAGUAUCUGCAUUAU
Cyprinodon variegatus (sheepshead minnow) is the source of this 935-nucleotide messenger RNA. RefSeq names its product cysteine and glycine-rich protein 2 (gene csrp2). Gene Ontology annotation, biological process: muscle tissue development; sarcomere organization. The record is from RefSeq and is a predicted model, not a curated record. The transcript has 6 exons. Gene Ontology annotation, cellular component: nucleus; cytoplasm; Z disc. Gene Ontology annotation, molecular function: actinin binding; structural constituent of muscle. Lineage: Eukaryota; Metazoa; Chordata; Actinopteri; Cyprinodontiformes; Cyprinodontidae. The coding region runs from base 121 to 702 and encodes 193 amino acids.